CCUCAGACGGCCCUGCCCCCGCCUCGGCGCGCGCGGCGCGAGACCGACUUCCGGUGACCCCAGCGCGACGCUGUUGAGUCAUUCGGUCCCCAGCUGCGAGUCGCUGUCGAAAUUUCCGUAUUCCCGCGGCCCCAGGCAGCAAUAAAGCAGCCUUUCGCAAGGCUGAAUUAUUACGCGGCGGCGGGGACGCGCGGCGCGAAACAACGCGCGGCGCGCCCGCUGUAAGCCCUCGGAAGCGCGGCUAGACAGCGCCAGCCCGCGGGCACCCCGCGGCGCCCUCCGACCCGGCCCCCCCACGCCGGCCGAGCUCAGUGACCAGCACUCAAAACCGGCCGAGCUCAGCGAACAACAAUGGAGGAGGACUGGGACGAGGACUUGUUUGAAGACGGCACGGUCGCCUGGGCCCGGCCCUGGGACCGGCCCUGGUGGCCCGCGGUCCUCUUUUCGAGCUGGGACGCGGCCCGGAACUGGACGCCGCCGGCCGGCCGGACCAAAAUUAGAGUCUUAGGACGGCCGGAACCCUUACAGGACCACGAGGCCCUCGGUUAUCUCCUCGGAGACGGCUCGCUGCAGGUCUUCGACAAGCGGACUUAUGAAGUGCAGGACUGGGACUACAUCAGUCCCGAAGCGGUAUUGGCGACAACAUUAUCCAAUCGGCACUGCGACUCUAGUGACGACGAGUCCGACGACGGCGAAGAACGGGACCCGCUGCGGAAGGCCUUUGUGCACGCCGUCGCCGAAGCUCACUUGGCGUUACCGUUGUGUGGUCGCGCGCCGGACGCAUCAAGGCGGUUUAUAGAUAACACGCCGCGGCGCGGCCGCUGGCCCGCGAAAAAAAAAUCGAGGGUCAAGAAGAGCUAUCGGCGGGUGAACACGAAGCCGAACAACGCCUUCGACAUCUUCCGCGUGCCCGGCUACGUCUUCUCGCCGAAAACAAAGCCGAAGGCGUCUCGGCCGCCGAGUCAGCGCCAGGCGUCGCCGCGCAUGCUGGACGUCGCGGCGCCGGAGCCGCGCCGCCUGCCGCCCAAAAAACGGGGCCGGCCCGCGGGCAAGCGGCCGUCACAAUUGGCACAGCUCGUCAAGCGGCCGUGCCGGGACCGGUCGCCGUCGCCGGAACCGAUUGUCCUGCAGCCGUCGUCGAAUGGGCGGGUCCGAGCGGCACCUCUGAAACUAAGAGAAGCCGCGCUCGAGGUCGACAUCGACGAGGCCGCGGAGACGCAGAAACGGCGCUACCGGUCGCCGCCUGCGAUCGUCACGUCGUCGAAGCGGAAGCCGGGCCGGCCGCGGUCGGGCAAGACGCUCUGGGCCGUGGGCGACCGCGUCUUCUCGAGGGUGCCGGGCGUGGGCUGGGUCCACGGCGUCGUCGAGGGUGUGGUGGUUGGGCGGAGGCUCACGGACGACACGGUCACGAUUCUCGGGGAUGAUGGUGUCACUCGGGAUGUCAGGGCGCCUUUGGCUCGCAAGACGGCGCCGGCGUUCAAGGCCCACCGCGUCGUCUCGCCGCCGGGCUCGUCGAACGAGGACUCGUCGUCCAAGGUCUCCGACGAUUCUUCUUCUAGAAGCUCGGAGUCGAUGGAGCGCUGACUGUCUCAUAUAUCUCCUUGCGCGCGAGCGCUUGUUCUAAGAUCACCGUUUGAU
Messenger RNA from Pelagomonas calceolata, 1638 nucleotides. NCBI's taxonomy places the organism in Eukaryota, Pelagophyceae, Pelagomonadales, Pelagomonadaceae. The record is from the annotation of a GenBank genome assembly.